AUGAGCACCAAAGGUACUCGCGAACAGGGUACAAGAGGCCAUGGCAGAGGCUGUAGAGGUGCUCGAGUUCGGUCUUCGUCAUUUGGCAAUUUGCCUAAUUUGGAUACUAGUGAGACACCGGCUUCACCCAUGGGGAAGUAUGUGGGGGCUAGUUAUGGGGAUGCUUGUUGGAGGGAGUUCGUAAAUCUGACUCAAGGAGAUAGAUCAGUGGCUGUGUAUGAGGUUGAAUUUCUGAGAUUGAGCCGCUAUGCGCUAGGUAUGGUGGCGGCAGAGUACGAGAGAUAUGUUCGCUUCGAGGAUGGCCUCAAGGAUUAUCAUUUAUUAGAGCACCGUAUUAGAGAGUGUCUACGAAGGUCCGGUCAGAUGCAAGCUCUGGAUACUGGUACUGGACGAACACCAAGAGUAGCUCAGCAGCCAUCGAGAGGUCGUAGUCAGGCCAGAGGUAGUAAUAGGUUGGGCCAUGGUCAGAGAGCACUGGGCAAAGGUGCUGGUCUUACUAAAGCGAGAUAUAGGAUCCAUUCACUCCUAUAUAGCUCGUAUUGUGUCCGAGAACUUGGAGCGGAAAAGUUGGUUCGUAAAGGAUGUGAGGCGUAUCUGGCCUACAUCAGCGUUUUAGAUUAUGGGGAUUCUUCGGUUAAGGAUAUCAGGACGGUUAAGGACUUUCUAGACGUUUUUCCUGAAGAACUACCUAGGUUACCUCCGAAUCGUGAAGUAGAUUUCGGGAUUGAGCUCCUUCCUGGUACAGCUCUAGUGUCUAUCACUCCCUAUAGAAUGGCACCAAAAGAGCUUGUGGAGCUUAAGGCUCAAAUUGAAGAGUUACUGGACCGUGGGUUCGUCUGCCCUAGUGAAGUAACAUUUCUAGGGCAUGUGAUUUCUACUGAGUGUAUUAGGGUCGAUCCUCGAAAGAUUGAGGCGGUGUUGGAUUGGAAACAACUUAAGAUUGUAUAUGAGAUUCACAGUUUUCUAGGACUGGCAAGGUAUUAUCGACGAUUUGUAGAGGGUUUUUCACUGAUUGUAGCACCAUUGACUAAGCUACUAUGUAAGGGUGUGCCAUUUAACUGGACUGAUGCGCAGCAAGAGAUAUUUGAGAAGCUCAAAAUUAUAUUGACUGAGGCCCCUGUUUGA
Molecule: messenger RNA, 1125 nt
Organism: Gossypium raimondii (Peruvian cotton)
Lineage: Eukaryota; Viridiplantae; Streptophyta; Magnoliopsida; Malvales; Malvaceae
Exons: 6
Coding region: 1-1125 (374 amino acids)
Source: RefSeq, a predicted model, not a curated record